GGCGGCAGGGAAUGCGCCGGCGAGCGCCGCGCGGAUCUCGGAGCCCGCGGCAGCGCGCGUUCGCAGGCGGCGCGGUCCAGACCCCGGCCCCGCCUGCGCUGCUGGCCCGGCGGCGGCACCCCGGGGCUCCCCGUGCUCCGCGGCCGCCUCCAGCCGCGGGCGUCUAUAGAUCCUGACGUUCCAGCCCUUUCCCACUUUCCUCACUCUUUAUCUGGAUGGGAAGUUGGGGAAAAUGGACAGGAUCGUGGUGAGGUGGAUUGCUGUCUUCUGGCUAGCAGCCAUGGCUAAAGGCCUUCAGGUCACAGUGCCCGACAAGAAGAAGGUGGCCAUGCUCUUCCAGCCCACUGUGCUUCGCUGCCAUUUCUCCACGUCAUCCCAUCAGCCUGCAGUCGUGCAAUGGAAGUUCAAGUCCUACUGCCAGGAUCGCAUGGGAGAAUCCCUGGGCAUGUCCUCCCUUCGGGCCCAGUCUCUCAGCAAGAGAAACCUGGAGUGGGACCCCUACUUGGAUUGUUUAGACAGCAGGAGGACUGUCCGAGUGGUAGCUUCAAAACAGGGCUCGACUGUCACCCUGGGAGAGUUCUACAGGGGCAGAGAGAUCACAAUUGUUCAUGAUGCAGAUCUUCAAAUUGGAAAACUCAUGUGGGGAGACAGUGGACUCUAUUACUGUAUUAUCACCACCCCCGAUGACCUGGAGGGCAAAAAUGAGGACUUCGUGGAAGUGCUGGUGUUGGGCAGGACAGGGCUGCUUGCUGAUCUCUUGCCCAGUUUUGCUGUGGAGAUUAUGCCAGAGUGGGUGUUUGUUGGCCUGGUGAUCCUGGGAGUCUUCCUCUUCUUCGUCCUGGUGGGGAUCUGCUGGUGCCAGUGCUGCCCUCACAGCUGCUGCUGCUAUGUCCGCUGUCCAUGCUGCCCAGAUUCCUGCUGCUGCCCUCAGGCCUUGUAUGAAGCAGGGAAAGCAGCAAAGGCCGGGUACCCUCCCUCUGUCUCCGGUGUCCCUGGCCCUUACUCCAUCCCCUCUGUCCCUUUGGGAGGAGCCCCCUCAUCUGGCAUGCUGAUGGACAAGCCACAUCCACCUCCCUUGGCACCAAGUGACUCUACUGGAGGAAGCCACAGUGUUCGCAAAGGUUACCGGAUCCAAGCUGAUAAAGAGAGAGACUCCAUGAAGGUCCUGUACUAUGUUGAGAAGGAGCUGGCUCAGUUUGAUCCAGCCAGAAGGAUGAGAGGCAGAUAUAACAACACCAUCUCAGAACUCAGCUCCCUGCAUGAGGGGGACAGCAAUUUCCGCCAGUCUUACCAUCAGAUGAGAAGCAAGCAGUUCCCUGUGUCUGGAGACCUGGAGAGCAAUCCUGACUACUGGUCAGGUGUCAUGGGAGGCAACAGUGGGACAAGCCGGGGGCCUUCAGCUGUGGAGUAUAACAAAGAGGAUCGAGAGAGCUUCAGGCACAGCCAGCAGCGCUCCAAAUCUGAGAUGCUGUCCCGGAAGAACUUCGCCACUGGGGUGCCAGCAGUCUCCAUGGACGAGCUGGCGGCCUUUGCAGACUCCUACGGCCAGCGGCCCCGCCGGACCGACGGCAACAGCCACGAGGCCCGGAGCGGGAGCCGCUUCGAGCGCUCGGAGUCCCGGGCGCAUGGGGGCUUCUACCAGGACGGCUCCCUGGAGGAGUAUUACGGCCAGCGCAAUCGCAGCCGCGAGCCCCUGACCGACGCGGACCGCGGGUGGUCCUACAGCCCCCCGCGCCGACGGCCGGCCGAGGACGCGCACCUGCCGCGGCUGGUGAGCCGGACGCCGGGCACGGUGCCCAAGUAUGACCACUCGUACCUGGGCGGCGUGCUGGAUCGGCAGCCCCGGCCCGAGGGCGCCAGCCGUGGCGGCAGCCUGGAGACACCGUCCAAGCUGAGCGCCCAGCUCAGCCAGCGAAGCGCCUCCUACUAUGCCUGGUCGCCGCCGGGCACCUACAAGGCUGGAGCGCCGCAGGACGACCAGGAGGAUGCGUCCGACGACGAAGACACGCUGCCGCCCUACAGUGAGCUGGAGCUGACCCGCGGCCCGUCCUACCGCAGCAGAGACCUGCCCUACCACAGCAACUCUGAGAAGAAGAGGAAAAAGGAGCCGGCCAAGAAAACUAGUGACUUUCCAACCAGGAUGUCCCUUGUGGUCUGAUGUUUCGACAUCUCUCUGAGUAACCAGAAAUCACAUGCAGACUACGGGGACAAGACACAUACCCAAGAGCCAAGUAGGACCAGGACCUUCUCUGGCCAUCACCUUGGAAGAUUUGCUGACCUCUGCUUUGGAAGAUUUGCUGACCUCUACUUUGGCAAAAGAUGGGAGGCAGCCUUUAAAGGAGGCUGAUUUCAAACCUCUGUUCCCGUCUAACUAGUUUGAGAAACUUACCAAGAAAAUGACAUAUGGGAAUAUUCCCACAUACAGAGUUUCUCACCCAUAGAGUUUAUGUCCAACCUCCUUCCUUAGUAAAACCAGGACUCCAUUUCCAAUUUUAAAAGAGAAUUAGCUCUUAACUGCUAAUCUCCAGAAAUUGCCUAUGCCUACAGUAUGCUUUUCUAUACCUCCUGUGCUAUGCUUAGAGACAGAAGAAUUUAUAACUACUAUUAGAAGGCUUUCUGCUGACAAAGGAAGAUAGCUUCAAGGCAAAAUGUACCUUUUAUACCCAUCACUUCCCAGUCACUAGUCAAUGACUAUUGUUACACUAAAAUCAAAAGGCCUUUGGUGAGCUCAGUGACAGUGACCUCUGGGACAAUCUCAGAAAUGACUUCAAUUUGCCGUUAUAAAUGACAAUUCUUGAGUGGCUGGGACAAAACAAAAGAGAGUGUAUCUUUUGAAAGCUGCCUAAGUGGUAUUUCUUUUUCCACUCCUAGAACAUGAACUGCUUUUUCUCCUUCUGCUCUCACAUCUGUAUCUGAAUUUUGGACGCAAAGGGCUCUUCUCUUUCUCUCCUCUCUGGAACUUUCCACAGGUUGGUGCCACACAAAGAGCCCCACCCCACUCUGCACUCUGAUUAGGUUGUCAUCAGGUGCCUUUUGAUAAAUACUUAAACCAGACACAUGAAAGAGAAGAGGGAGAAAAAGAGGAGAAAACAGUAACUCAAAUAGAAAAGAAUGAGAAAGAAUUUAAGAGGAGAAUGACAUAUUUGGAAUGUGGGUCAUUUCCGCUACAAAUUCCAUUCAGUCUUUUCUGGUUUUGUGCUUCAUUUACCAUGAAUUGUUUCUGCCAUUCCAGGACACCAGAGAUGUGGAGCAUGCAUCUCUUGCCCGAACUAGGCCACCACUGUAGAUACUUACGGGAGAAAAAGGCUAUUGCUUUCUCCGGAAGGAGCGCUUCCUGUUUCCACCCUUGCUUAAGUAAUGUAUUUUGCCUGAAUCCAAAAGCUAGAACUGCGUGGAUUUUGUAAUUUGUAUAGAUUUUUAAAUGGCCACAAAUUCCUCCCUUCUCAUUGAGAAGUGCAGUCUUUUCCACCCCUUGCAUCAGAAAUUGGCCACAUGAUUUGAUUUGACCAAUGGCUCAAUAGCAAAUGUGAUACAAGUAAAGACUGAAAGUUCUUAUGAACGGGGUCCACCUUUCUUGCUGCUCAUGGGAACCUUGACCACCAGCAAGUGAAUGAGCCUGGACUGUCUUCUUGCAUGAAGAGAGAAAAGAGCUCAAUUACUCCUGAUCCCCCAUCUGACAACCUGUCAACCCUCAGCGGAUUGCAAACAUAUGAGUGAGUCCAGCCAAGACCAAAAGAAGAACUGCCUUGCUGAGCCUAGCCCAAAUUUCUGAUUCCUACGCCAGGCGUGAGAGUUGACACACUUUAUAUGUUCAUUUCUCUUCAAGGACAAAAUUGACUCUUCUUGUCCAGUGUUCUCUGAAUCCCUUACUCCCUCCAAACAUAGGUGUCUCACAGCCUCUGCUUUAUCUUACAGGCUUUUUAUCAAAGCAUUUCACCCUGUACAGUUAUAAUGGGAAACAUGAUUGGGUUAAAUCACUAAGGGACAAUAAUGCUUGACCUUGCUGUCCCCUAAUCCAGCAGUGGUUCAUUCCCUAUCUCUGGAUCCAUGAAAAACCUCUGAAGGAUGUUUCUUUUUUCAGUAUCUCCUUGGUUUUCUCCAGAGCCAUCUGACUGGAGCUGGGCCCUGUUGUCAGAGUACCAUUCCACUAGUAUCCAUUGUACUUCAUGAUAGAAAUUUAAAAAAAAAAUUCCCAUGUUUGCAAUGAAAUAAAGAAGCGGCUGAGUGCGAGUCAGAGGGAUGAACUGGUAUACUACUUGGAGAAUUGGCCCACCUAAGGACUUCAUAGAUGCUUUGGUGUAUUCCAGAGCAACCAGGAGGACAGAGUUCAAACCAGUGCUGGCACUUCCAAGGGCUGGAAGACACAAGCCAUAACCCUGGUGCUGAGAUUUUUAGACUUGCUGGUGUCCCUGGCCUCUGAAAGCCUGUCUGUUUGGGUCCCAGUUCAGAUGGAAAAGAUGAUGAAAACAUCAUUUUGUAGUCACCAGCUUUGGAUUUCAACUUGCUCAGGCAAUUUUGAAGAAUAUUGGGUAGCUGCAGCAGCUAUUAUCACUUUCUACUGAGCACUGUGUCAGGCUUCUCACCACCAAAGAGCCCCGUAGCACCAACUACAGAGACCAAAAAUGUUGCUUUUUUUUUUUUUAAGCUGCAGGCAUGUAUGAUUUUGUUGAAGAUAGCAAUGAGAGAGAUAGCAAUUGGAAACCUGUAAUUCCAAAGACAGCAAAACUACGUAAGACAGACAAUAAAAAAAUACAAGGAAGAUAGCAGGCUACUGGAAUUACCUGGGGGGGUCAGGACCAGGUUGUCCUCUGUAGGGCUGCAUAAAUCACUCAGACUUCCAGGCCUUCAGUAGAGAGAAAAAGCAAUUGUUUCUGAGUGUGUAGGCAGGAGAUAAGACUAAAUAAACAAGUCAAGGCCAAGCUGGCUAUCCUGAAUACCCCUGGCUUUUCUCUCUGUAUCCCUUUGUUUCUUUUCCCUUGAAUAGUGUGUCCUUCAUAGGAAGUACAUGUUAGCUUCCUUCCUAGGUUUUGUUUGAGUACAAAAUAAGUCUCGUGUAAGACAUGAGCUCUGUUUACUGGGACCCCUCAAUUUAAUAGGGAAAUAAGACAUACCCAAGAAAGAAUUAGGAGAUUUUAUAUAUAUAGUAUGAAAUAGCACUAUGGAUAAAUAAAAAUAA
Molecule: messenger RNA, 5176 nt
Organism: Otolemur garnettii (small-eared galago)
Lineage: Eukaryota; Metazoa; Chordata; Mammalia; Primates; Galagidae
Gene: ILDR2
Product: immunoglobulin like domain containing receptor 2
Exons: 10
Coding region: 233-2158 (641 amino acids)
Biological process (GO): pancreas development
Cellular component (GO): membrane
Source: RefSeq, a predicted model, not a curated record